Ostreobium quekettii is the source of this 1818-nucleotide messenger RNA. The record is from the annotation of a GenBank genome assembly. NCBI's taxonomy places the organism in Eukaryota, Viridiplantae, Chlorophyta, Ulvophyceae, Bryopsidales, Ostreobiaceae.
AUGAGCUUCGCCGCGCGGCCGCCCGCGGGAUCGCCGGGCCCCCGGCUGGCCUCAGCAUUGCGGCAGGACCAGGGCGCUGUUCGCUUAAUCCCGGACGGGAGGAGGUCGUCCGGACGGCCCAAAUGCCGCGCUGCGGAUCAGAAUGGGUCGCAAGGCGCGGCGACCUCAUCCUCGGCGGGGGGGAUGCAGGAUGCGGAGAAGGUCGCGGAGGCGGCUGUGGGCAUCUAUGAGGAUGAAGAAGAUUUCGAUGUGGAUGACAUGAGUGGGACGAUUGAUGCUGCUGGAGCAGGGAAGUCAAACAUUAGCCCUGGCUGGUUGACGCAGUUGGGGCGCCUUUGGGGAGGCGAAUCGGACUGCCCUGUGGUCAAUGCUGCGCCUGAAGACAUUCAAGACCUUCUGGGCGGCGCCCUGUUUCAAGCCGUGUUCAAGUACUUCCAAGAAGCGGGCCCCGUCUACCUGCUGCCCACAGGUCCAGUUUCCAGCUUCCUUGUCAUCUCCAACCCCGAGUGUGCCAAGCAUGUGCUGAAGCUGUCAGACAAUCCAAAGAGAGGCGUCUACAACAAGGGGCUUGUGGCGGAAGUCUCACAGUUCCUGUUUGGGGAUGGGUUUGCUGUUGCCGGCGGCGAGCACUGGCGUCGCAGGAGGAAGGCGGUCAGUCCCGCACUACACAGAUCCUAUCUCGAAGCCAUGAUUGAGCGCGUCUUCAGUCCAUCAGCUCACUACCUCAAUGCCAAGUUGCGGGUGGCCGCAAGGUCAGGGCAGCCCAUCAACAUGGAGGCGUCCCUAACUCAACUCACGUUGGAUGUCGUUGGGAAGGCAGUGUUUAAUUACGACUUCGAUUCCCUCAAGGGGGACAGCCCCUUGAUCCAGGCAGUGUACAACGCUCUGAAAGAGACUGAACAGAGAGCAACUGACUUGCUCCCCAUUUGGAAGCUGCCUAUGAUUUCCAGUUUCAUCCCCCGCCAGAAGAAGGCCCUGGAGUCUGUCCAGCUCAUCCGGGCUGUCACAGAGGACCUGAUUAGGAAGUGCAAGGUGAUGGUGGAUGCUGAGGGCGACUCCCAGUUUGGCGAGGGUUACAUGAACGAGUCUGACCCCAGUGUGCUGCGUUUCCUUCUGGCCUCCAGGGAGGAGGUGACUUCCACACAAUUGAGGGACGACCUCCUGUCGAUGCUUGUCGCCGGCCACGAAACGACAGGUUCUGCACUAACAUGGGCACUGUACCUGCUGGUGCAGAAUCCAGAUAAGAUGGAGAAGGCAGUGGAAGAAAUAAACCAAGUCAUGGGCGAUCGGGAAAAUCCCACCCUGGCGGACUACCAGAAGCUUCGAUACAUCACCCUGUGCAUGUGUGAGAGCCUCAGGUUGUUCCCCCAUCCGCCAGUUCUGCUGAGGAGGGCUGCUCAGGCAGACGUCCUGCCUGGAGGCUACAAGGUGCCCGUUGGACAAGACGUCAUGAUCUCCAUUUACAAUGUGCAUCACAAUCCAGACGUUUGGGAAAAUGCCGAGGACUUCAUUCCCGAGCGGUUUGGCAUGGAGGGCCCUGUCCCCAACGAGUCAAACACUGACUACAAGUUUAUCCCCUUCAGCGGCGGGCCAAGGAAGUGCGUGGGGGACCAGUUUGCCCUCAUGGAGGCCGUGGUCGCGCUGGCCGUUAUUCUGAGGGAAUUCGAUUUCAGCAUCGUCCCGGACCAGGAAAUUGGCAUGACCACGGGGGCCACCAUCCACACCACGAACGGCCUCUACAUGAACGUCGUGGAAAGGAAGGGCUCUGGCGCAAGCAGGGUAUCCACGGAAGAGACCUUAGAAAUGGCAGCGCCUUGA